CUCGUGUCCUCCCUCCCUCCUGUGUUCAUCUCUCCAGCUCUCAGGGUGACAGUCAGUGUUGGUUUUCUCCUCGUUGGGGCAGCCUCAUCUCUCCUGAAGGAUGUCGGGCCCUCUGACUAACAGCUCCAGCUUUAGCUCUGUGCUCUUCCUGCUGUCUCUCUCCGUGGUCCUCCUCCUCCCGCCUCUGCGGCUGGACGCUAAGUCAUUGUCUGCUGCCCGUGGCGUGGAGGUACACGGUCUGGACGCCACAGGAGGCGGGGUUAGGCGUCUCCGCAGAGACCUCCGUGAUUCACUGCCGUACGAGGCCGGGAUGAUGUCCUAUCCUGGGGAGUCGGCUGACGUCCUAACCCGGCGGGGAGGUAACGAGCUGCUCUAUCAACCAGAGGAGUGGAGGGGGCAGGGCUUAGGACAGGCUCUGCAGCAAUUGGUGGAGAACGACCAGAGGCGGGAGCAAGAAACAGCAUACUUGGCCGGGUUGCUCCGCCUCCUCAGUGAAGUCGAUGUCCAGGGGCCCGGAGAGGAGGGAGGUGAGGAGAUCCAGGGGCCAGGGGACUUCCAGGUGCCCUAUCCCCCAGACUACGAUGAGACAGAGCAGGGGAUGAGAAUGGGAAAGCCCCAGGCUGCAGCUCCAUGGCAGGGCCUACUGGACCCCCAGCUCACCCAGGCUCUGCUCAACAGAUACAGGCAGGAGAGGCUGCAGCAGCAGGCCGGGUUACCAGGACUACCAGCCGCCAUCAACAGGCUUGAAACAGGCAGCCAGGACCGAGACGAAGAGGCUCUGAGGUAAGGAGAGAGAGAACGGA
Molecule: messenger RNA, 803 nt
Organism: Oncorhynchus kisutch (coho salmon)
Lineage: Eukaryota; Metazoa; Chordata; Actinopteri; Salmoniformes; Salmonidae
Exons: 2
Coding region: 101-787 (228 amino acids)
Biological process (GO): negative regulation of endopeptidase activity
Molecular function (GO): endopeptidase inhibitor activity
Source: RefSeq, a predicted model, not a curated record